Molecule: messenger RNA, 913 nt
Organism: Pelobates cultripes (western spadefoot toad)
Lineage: Eukaryota; Metazoa; Chordata; Amphibia; Anura; Pelobatidae
Source: the annotation of a GenBank genome assembly
AUGGCGCCCAAGAUGGCGGCCCCGCCGGAGCGCACACCAGACCCUCUAGACCCGCAAACUGGGGCUGGAUCGGAACCAUCUACCACCCCUCAAGCCACAGGGAAACCGGCCAGCAGAGACACACUCACCCCGGCUACCAAACAAGACAUAGCUGACCUCCUUAUGGAAAUGAGGCAAAUGCAUGCGGCAGAUCUCGAUUUAAAUGGAACUGAAAUGCUGGCGGUGAGCGCACGCACACAGGCCUCAGAGGAGGAUAUAAUAGACCUGAAAAGAGAAGUGAGGGGGCUAAAAGACACUUUCUACAAUAUACAAGGGGCACAGUCACCCUCACCACAAGAGUAGACCUGGCAGAGGACCGCAACAGACGAGCCAACAUAAAAAUAAGGGGGAUCCCAGACAGCGUUGACUCCUCAGAACUGCCCCACUACCUCAGAUGCCUCAUGGCCACACUCUUGCCACCCGCUCAGGCAAAAAAGUUUGUAUUGGAUGGCUGUUUUAGGAUCAGAAAAGCCAAACAAGCACCGACGGAUGCCCCGCAAGAUUUCAUCAUCAGGUGCCAUUCCGUGACGGACAAAAUCAGGCUCCUCGCGGCACAUUUGAAGCUUCCCAAGUCACCUUUUACCAGGACUUAACUCGCAACACGUUACUGUGGCGCAGGUCCUUGGCCCCUGUCACAACUCAAUUGCGAGACGCAAAGAUUGACUAUAAAUGGACACUCCCAAUGUCUCUGACAGUGACCAAAGAGGGUGCCACACUCAGCCUCUCCUCGCUGCAAGAAGCUGAACUGUUCCUGCGGGCACUAGGGAUACCAACUCGAGCCCAAACAUGGGAGAACCCCAUGACAUCACACACUUGGGACCCGGAGAGAAUAACUCCUUUUACUCCUAGAGACACGGAGAGACGUGGGCCCUGA